CAGAAAACAUCCAGCUUCCUCAUGCAGCAACACUUACUUUUGUUAAAGACAGUGAGGUGAGCAGAAUCUCUGAACAGGUGCUACACAGGUGAGGUGUCACAAUGCAUAAGGCCCAGAAGAGCACAGCCGGAAAUGCCGUGUUCUACAGACCACUUGAAAUUACAACAGAAAUAAGAUCUGGAUACCUGUUCAAGUCUCCUCCCCCAAAGCGGUUGAAGACAGAGAAAUCAUGGAAGAAGAGGUAUUUUGUGCUGUUCAAAAUCAGUGAUCGAGAACAUCAACUGAAGUACUUCAGGAGUCCAGAGGAAAAGGACAGGCCACUUGGAGGGAUAAACUUGUCACGUAUCUCUCUGUUGUAUGUGAACCCUCAAGACCACCAGAGAUGGAGAUGGGUCCAGAAGAGCGCCAGGUGCUCCCCAUCCUGUGUGCUCUACAUCAGGGCUGCUGACCGGGACUACUUCCUCGUCGGGGAGACGAGUGAGGAAGUGGAAGGCUGGUUCUCUGACCUGUUUGACGCCCUCAAAAACCUGCCACAUAAAUGUAUGGGUUCAGAGGAAACAGUUGAAACAGUUGAGCCACAGCUUAAAAUACGGUCCAUGUCUGAUCCAUCCUCAAAUGCUUUGCAGGGUGAAGAUUUUUCCAAAAGACGUGCAUCAGAACCUUUGAAUCCAAUCUAUGACUAUCCGAAAUCCUACUUGAGACAAUUACAAGUCGGGGAAAAUGGUUCAACCUGCGGCAAGAGCAUGGAGUCAAUAUAUGAAAUGAUGCAGGAGGUUAGACAUAAUGAGACAGUGGCCCAGGCAGCAGACCAUGAAGUUGAAGAGGUUACCGCUGGCAGUCUUAUGAGGUCUGUCACUAAGGUCUUUGACAGAUUGAAGACCCAGAUUUCCCCACUGCCUCCGUUCAAUGAGGAGACAGUAACUGAAGACAGAGAAGAAACACGUACUUCAGACUUCAGCAGCAGCUCCAGCGACAACGGGGCCAACUCUCCUGUGGAGAUGCUGGAGAGUCAAAAUGCGCACACACUGGAAAAACAAAGCUCUACUGAGAGUCUUGACCCCAUUAUCCCAGAGGAAAGAGAUAUUGAGGUCAAGCAGGCAGAUUUGAAAAAACACCUGAGACUAACAGAAGUGGAUGGGAAACCUUGUGUGUCUGGGUGGACAGGCCAGCCACAGACAGUGUGCCUGUUCCACAAAGGAGACCAGAUUCUGGCAAUGAAUGACUUGCACGUCAGCAGCGUGGAGGAGUUGAACAUGUUCGUCAGCAAGUCACUCAGGAAUGAGGUGAGACUGACCAUCCUGCGUCUACCUGGAUGCCACCCUCUGCAUUCCCCAAACUGUCUCUGCAGUGACUAACUGCAGACUUGCCCAUAAGAGAUGGAACAGUUAUUCCUACCUACCGGCUAAUGAUGCCUGUGUUUAGAGCACAAAGAGAUCAGUAAUAUUGUGUGUUAAAAUGUCCCCUCUAUUUACAUGUGAUGAGUAUUUGUUUAUAUGAAAAAAGACCCACAUACAAUUAAGAUUUAAACUUUCCCUUUUCUUAUUUUUCUGGAGAAAACUUUGUGAGUACUUAGGGGUUGAAAAACAGAAGAUGUAGGAAGAGACCAGUGUUUCUUGUUGUCCACUGCGCAGGGAGUGUCUUGUGAAUUAAUGUGAAGACAGAAUGCUGGUGCACCUCAGGCUAUGUUCCACCUAUUUCUCUCUGAUUUGAAACAAAAAUGGUGACUCAGAAAAACCAAGGAGAUUGUGCUGAAAUGUAAUUUUAAUAUAACUUGGAGAGAUGGUUUGUCUUUUUUUUUGAAAAUUAUGUCGAGUUACUAAUAUCCAUAGAGGGCAAGAACAAAGCCUCCCUCUAAACUUCUAACAUCAAAUAACAAUAUUAUCAGAUACAGCUAAUAUUCAGACAAGUCCUUUUCCUAUUACAUCCUGUCACCCUUAAUGUUUCAAGUUUUAAUGGAGCUACUAACAGGUAUAAUUUCUGGCAAAGAAAUUAUUCAGGGUAUUUAUUCAACUGUGGUAUUGAAGCUGUGCUGUAUUACAAAUAUGUUCUAUUGUAAAUAAAUGCAGAUUGUACUGGGACAAAAAUCUGUUUUAUUUGUAAAAUGAUUACGAAAAAAAUUUGACCCCAUUGUUAAAAACCCUGACCAUGUGUAUUUUUUUUUUUUUUUUUAACAAUUUUAACUGGGUCUGAGAAAUAUAAGUACACAGCACAUAGAACAGGCUGCAGAGUUUAUGCAGCAAAAUUACAUCAUUCAGAGGAAUUGUUAGUAAAACUAAUCAACAUAAAAUGAUUGUUUCCAAUUGCUUGACUUCCAAAAUCAAUGAUAUUAAGUUUAAACCUGUCAUCUGAGCAACACACUGCAAACUUAAGGUUUAUUAUCUGUAAUGUUUAUCAUCAUCGUGGUUAUUUCAAGACUCCACUGAAAUAAGACAACUGAAGAUAUUCUUACACCACAGCAUUUUU
Xiphias gladius (swordfish) is the source of this 2463-nucleotide messenger RNA. Its product is annotated as pleckstrin homology domain-containing family S member 1-like. The coding region runs from base 102 to 1355 and encodes 417 amino acids. The transcript is spliced from 16 exons. The record is from RefSeq and is a predicted model, not a curated record. NCBI's taxonomy places the organism in Eukaryota, Metazoa, Chordata, Actinopteri, Istiophoriformes, Xiphiidae.